AUGGUUGCAAUUGGUUCGCAGUUUGAUACACGGCCAAAUGCGAAGGAGUACUCUUUAGCUCUUCUGGAGGCUUGCAUCAAGUUGCUGGCCAAACGGCCUGCAAUAACCAGCAGGUCUCGCGUGACUGAUAUCCAAGCUGUCUUUUUGCUUGAGUAUUUGUCAAAGUUCAGGUCCCGGAAGGCAGAUGUGCAAAUAUCUCAUCGAUUUCGCAGCUUAUACGGAAGCUUCAUGCAAGAUAGACAUUGGGUACACGUCAAUCCUCUUGCCGUCCUGAAUACUUUGCCUCCUGACAGCUCGCAGGAUGCUCUGAAAAGGGCACAAAAGUUUUGGGUUGAACAUGAAACGCGACGUCGGGUCUUGCAAGCUUCAUUCAUUCUAGAUGUUCAACAAUCGAAGCUCUUUGGUCAACCUUCUGUUUCGGUGCAACCUAGCUCCAAUCCAUUCAACAAAAGGCCACAGAUCUCGCAGGCAAACAAGAUUUCUUUCCCGUGCAGCUCUGAGUUAUGGGAGAGCAGGGAUUCGACCCAAUGGCUUUCUUUGGCACGAUCUUAUGUCUCGUUAUCUCUCCCAUCUGCUGCUGUUAGUAUAAAUCGACUUUCUGGACUUGGUUCAGAAGGAUUCGAUCAUUUUCAAGCCUCCUUGCUACUUUCUUACGGUACCUCCACCUAUGCGGAUCCUGAAGACGAUGGCUCACCGAAUAGCCCUCUAAACUCUCUCAUCACAUCCUUGCAAGAUCGAAAAGGAAAUGAUCUCACGACAUCAUCUCACUCUCAAAUUCUAUUCACGCAUUAUACUUUAAUGGCAGUGCGCUAUACACCAUUACACACAUUACUUACUGUCAGCGGUGAGUCUUGGCUCUUCAAUCAGAAACUUGCCCAAGAAGGCGAAUUCCGGAAUGCAAAGACAAAAUUACGGCAAUGGGUAUCUGACACCGAUGAUGUCAAAAAGGCUGUUUGGCAUGCCGUGAGAGCUCUUCGCUAUGUUGUUGAUAGUACCGGAUGGAACUCGUCUACGGCUACUCCUACAGCCGCCAAUACCAUGUGGAACAACAAUGUGCCCUUGAUCAGGUCUCCAGCGGCCGGGCCGUCCACUAUGCUACAAACAACUUGGAGCGUAUAUACUUGUGUUUUGAUAUGCUGGGCAUAUGGUUUCGAUCCAAAUAACAUUGUACGAUCAGAAGCAGAACGCCCACCGGAUAAUCAGGGCGAUGCGGCCCGGGCAUAUAUUCACAACAUGAUGUCUUUGGCUCCGACAUGGAGACACAUAUCUCAAACCAACAUUCCGCCAACAGUGCGAUGCAACAUAUAUCCACUCUUACGAUACGUCUGGCUAACUCAGCUUCACGAAUGCCGCAUUGGAGGUCUACUCAAUGAAGCAAAUCGAGUACUUGCUCGAUUAUGUGAGCCUAGAGGUGCACGAGGCGAAAUAAGGGGAAUGUGGAACUUCUAG
Talaromyces marneffei is the source of this 1449-nucleotide messenger RNA. RefSeq lists its product as uncharacterized. The coding region runs from base 1 to 1449 and encodes 482 amino acids. Gene Ontology annotation, molecular function: RNA polymerase II cis-regulatory region sequence-specific DNA binding; DNA-binding transcription factor activity, RNA polymerase II-specific; zinc ion binding. NCBI's taxonomy places the organism in Eukaryota, Fungi, Ascomycota, Eurotiomycetes, Eurotiales, Trichocomaceae. Gene Ontology annotation, cellular component: chromatin. The transcript has a single exon. Gene Ontology annotation, biological process: DNA-templated transcription; regulation of transcription by RNA polymerase II. The record is from RefSeq and is a predicted model, not a curated record.